Molecule: messenger RNA, 1706 nt
Organism: Pocillopora verrucosa
Lineage: Eukaryota; Metazoa; Cnidaria; Anthozoa; Scleractinia; Pocilloporidae
Source: RefSeq, a predicted model, not a curated record
AGUAACCCUGCCUUUGUGACCUGAGCCUUCGGACUGCACAAACAACGCGUGAUGAACAAAUUGUGCUAGAAUUAGGGGCACAUGUGUUUCACCUUACUACAAGCGCGUUUGUAACUAGUUUCUUAGCCACCAACAUGGCGGAUAGCAAGGACCUUGGUAUGACUACACAAACAAGGCAUCGUCAGAUACAGGAAGACACCAGCCACACCAAGUGUGUUGGCAGCUUCCCGCACACCGUUAUCUCACGGCGAAGCCUACAGGUUACCGAGCAGCCGCGAAAAAAAAUACAUCUUCGUGAUCCAUCCACCAAGCAGUUCUCUCGUGUGGAAACAACAAAACAUGAGCUAACACAACCUGCCGAAGCUGCAGGAGUCGAGGUCGUUUACACAAAAAACAUACACGAAGCUGAGACCUGGUUGAGAACACACAUCACAGAUUGUUCAGCUUCAGCCGUUGGCUUCGACAUGGAGUGGAAGCCUCAGUUCGUAAGCAAGAAGCGUGGAGGCAUCGAGAACAAGACUGCCGUUCUUCAACUGGGAGUCGACACAUCCUGCUUAGUACUGCACCUUCAUCACAUGAAUAAAUUGCCAAAUCUGCUUGUCUCAAUUCUAAAAGACGCCACAGUCUUGAAAGUCGGUAGUGCUAUAAAGCAAGAUGUGUCUAAGCUCAGAAGAGAUCGAGGCUUGGUGUGCUAUGGAAUCGUCGAUACACAAGACGUGGCAAAGUCUCAUUCCUCAUCUACGCAAAAAGUAGGAUUAAAGGCAUUGGCGGAACGUUUUCUUGGUAUCACACUUGCAAAGAGUAAGCGGGUGACAAGAAGCAACUGGGAAAACUUUCCGCUGACCUUGGAACAGAUUGAAUACGCUGCUCUGGAUGCUUGGAUCGGAUUAAAGGUUUACAAAGCAAUGGAACAAAGAGGACUCAUAAGUUCUGACAUCAUCAAUGAAGCAAAACGGCUACGAUUAACACGAUUGAUUAAUUUCUAUUUAAUUUGGUUUGUUGUUUUAUAUUGUUUGUUUGUUUUUUUUGGAGCAAACAAAUCAAACCCAUAAAAAUGGAUGAAGGAGGCACCGAAGCACUUAAAAGGAGGGUCUACUCACAGGCUAGCAGAACUUAUUUUACAUUUUGCAACGUCUUGAUAAUAACUCAAGAAAAUAUACACCAAAUAAUAAGAUAGUAGACGAAGUCAGAAAAAAUUAAUUUUUUGUGUAAUUUGUUAGUUUAAUUCCAAGCAGGCUUUUCUAUAUCUUUCCGACUUUGUUACACCUGCUGCAUAUCGUGUAACAUAACACUGAACAAAUGAAAUGCCUGCUCCUAGUGUCGUCGAUUGUGAUUAUUAAAACCAGAUAAAAAACUAGAAUGAUAGUGAUGAUAAUUAUGUAUUUACCAGCAGAUGGCACACUCUCAAUAUCGAUAAGCUCUAAUGCACUUUACAACACUUUACAGGGGACCUAAGCCAGACCGCAUUGAGCAGUUUACUUUUCUUUCCACAAGAAAUUUGGGAGAUGCACCCAAUUUGUGAACUUUGGAAAAAUGAUCAGACCACAAAACCAGGAGCUACAUUCACUUCCCUUUACAAGAAGUGCAUGGGCUAUUUAACAUCCCCUGCUUACCAUUAAAAUAAUUGUUUCAGUGUGAUUAGGUUACCUCAAGUUUGUACGAUGUAUCUUCAUAUUAAAGGUAUACGGUUGUAUGUUGUUAACAUU